This is a messenger RNA of Thunnus maccoyii (southern bluefin tuna), 1115 nucleotides long. It is a transcript of the gene neurog3, whose product is annotated as neurogenin 3. The record is from RefSeq and is a predicted model, not a curated record. Gene Ontology annotation, molecular function: protein dimerization activity. NCBI's taxonomy places the organism in Eukaryota, Metazoa, Chordata, Actinopteri, Scombriformes, Scombridae. Bases 179 to 841 code for a protein of 220 amino acids. The transcript has 2 exons.
UCAGGCGCCCACCGUGCAGAAAGAUAAGAUAAAGGCCAUAUAAAAUGACAGAGAUGCGCAUCCCUCCCUCACUGUCAGCUGCACGUAUACAUUGUCUCCUGCCUCCAGCUACAAGAGGGAAUCACAAGGACGAGCGACACACCGUCUCCUCAAACAUCACCUGUCACAAGUUCACAAGAUGUCUCCUAAAGUGCUUUGCGCCCCCGGUGACCUGCGCACAUCCAGAAACUCGCUCAGCAGGUUUUCUCCAAAUGACCCAGUGACUGAAGCUGGUGACACUUCAGAGGUCUGCAGUGAAGUUUUACAUAUAAAAACACAGACUUUUAGCGAAGGGGAAGCAGCCUCAAUGCAAAACCCAAAGCACAAACCCAGAUGUGGGCAGUCUGGACUGAGAGGCAGGCGCAGAAUGAAGGCGAACGACAGGGAGCGCCACCGCAUGCACAACCUAAACUCCGCUCUCAACGCGCUGAGGAGCAUCCUGCCGGCGCUGCCAGAGGACGCGAAGCUGACCAAGAUCGAAACUCUGCGCUUUGCUCACAAUUACAUCUGGGCGCUGACCGAGACUCUGCGCAUGGGCGACCAACUCGGACACGCGCCGGAUUACCUGCAGACAUCAAACCUGAGCAGUCCAACGAGUGUCGCAUCUGCAGAGUGGGACUCAGCAUCACCUGUCGAGUCUUGUUGUAGGACCUCAGCUGACUUUAAUCCAAGAAACUCUUACACAUCUGCUCGUGAAAUGAACUGUAAGAUGUUUACAAGAGAUGAAUCGAGUGUUUUCCCUGUUACCUUUUAUUUCAAGUCAUUCUGUGGUGAAAAUGAUGUCAGAAAUACUUGGCAAUAGACUAUUAACUUUUUGUGAUGUCAAUUUUUUUAUGUUGAACUCUUAACAGGUAAAAAAAUAAUACUUAAAAGGGUCACACAAAGCUGCUGCUCUGCUCUUUAUGGGUUGAGAACUCACCAACAUGCAGCAUGCUUCAGCCCAUACAGAGCAGUGCAGCAUUUUCUACAUUCAGUGUGAAUUUAUUAUCUAACAGCACUUAAUCUGCAUUCACGAGUUACAAAACAGACUUUGUUCAAAAGUAUUGUUAAACAAAUGAGCCACUGCUAUUAUUUGA